Messenger RNA from Dujonia railenensis, 1263 nucleotides. NCBI's taxonomy places the organism in Eukaryota, Fungi, Ascomycota, Pichiomycetes, Serinales, Debaryomycetaceae. The record is from the annotation of a GenBank genome assembly.
AUGAAAGAGUUUGAAGAUUACUUCUCCGUUCAGGUAUUUCUCAUUGUCCUAAGAGAAACUAUAGAGUCUGCGAUAAUCAUUUCGGUGUUACUCUCGUUUGUUCACCGAAAUUUUUUAAGCACAAGGAAAACCGCCACCAAUCGUAGAAUAGCUAGUGGAGAAGAGGAGACUCAAGCACUUUUUGUAUCAGUGCAACAGAGUGAACAAGUACAACUACCGGAGGAUGAAGAAGAGCAACAGAUAGUCAAGGAUGCAGCUGAAAUGAAUAGGUUAGCCAAGUACCUUAAAUUGCAAAUCUGGGUUGGAGGAUUACUCGGAUUAGUAUCGUGUUUAAUUAUCGGUGCAGGAAUCUUAUGGGUAUUCUAUCAUUUAGGUAGCGACCUCUGGACUAUCACUGAACACUAUUGGGAGGGAACGUUUUCCAUUUUGGCCAGUGUUAUCAUUUCGGUGAUGGGUAUUAAGCUCUUGAGAAUCAACAAGAUGCAAGCUAAAUGGAGAGCUAAGCUUCACAACGCCAUAAACAAUUCUAACUACCUCAAAUCUAAGAAAUCUAAUUUAUGGAGCGAAAAAUAUUUUAUGUUCAUCUUGCCAUUUAUAACUACAUUACGUGAAGGUAUGGAAGCAAUUGUAUUCAUCGGGGGUAUCGGCAUUAACGAAAAUACCUCAUUCACCGCAAUAAUAAAUUCUGUGAUUGUUGCUCUUGUAAUGGGAACUUUGAUAGGGGUGUUGCUUUAUCGUCUGGGUAAUUCUCUUUCCUUACAGUGGUUCCUUGUUUCGUCUUCCAUCUUAUUAUACUUGGUAGCUGCUGGACUUCUUUCAAAGGGUGUAUGGAAUUUUGAGUUGCAGAGAUUUAUCAAUUUAUGCGAUGGGUUUGACGUGAGUGAAACUGGACACGGUCCGGGAUCUUACGAUAUCCAAACCAGUGUUUGGCACGUUAACUGUUGCAAUGGAGAGUUACAAGACGACGGGGCAUUUUGGAUGUUGAUGACUGCAAUUUUAGGUUGGACCAAUAGUGCGACUAUUGGAAGUGUAAUUUCUUAUAAUUUGUAUUGGAUAGCAAUUAUUGCCACAUUCUACCUGCUUAUUUACGAAGAAAAAAACGGUAAGCUCCCCAUCCCAGAGUCAUGGCAACGGGCAAGAAUGCUGAAGAGAGCUACAUUAAGAACAUUGAUUAAUGAGGAAUCAUCAGAGGGAAACAUGCGUGCAGAUGAGCCGCGCGUAAGUAUGAAUUCACUUACACCUUUAGCAGUGGACUUUGAAUGA